AUGUUCGCACCAGUGUCCCAGCGCGAGGAUGGUACCGUCAUCUUUGCAACGCCAAUGGGAGAUAGGUCCAUGCCGAUGGUCGCGCUUUCUGACAUUGGGUUUUUUGCGCGCCACGUCUUCGACAACCGCGCCACGACAUCCCGUGCCGAGCUUAAAAUCGCAAGUGACAUGGUUAGCUGGGAGUACUUGCGCAAGAACUUCGAGAAGGUAACCGGCAAGAAUGCGGAGGUCCUCUACUUAAGCAUCGAAGAGUGGUUCGACAACCUAGGGACUGACUGGCGCCAAGACCAGCCGAUCGCGGCUGCAGGGAAGGUCGGCGUAGACACGAUCUCUUGGAAAGACAACAUGAGGGCUUGGUGGACGAUGUACCACGAUGGAAUCCUGAAGCGCGACUUGGAUUGGAUCCGGAGGGUCAAUCCGAAUGGACAUACGCUGGAGAGUUGGAUGCGUGAGCAUAAAUACGGAGAACGCCUGUGGGAGAGGGGUACUGUACUGAAGAAUGUGGAAGAGCGCAUGGCUCAGAUGACGCCAAAGGAGUCCAAGUUGGAGGAAAUGUCUAUUCUUGAGAAAGUAGAUUAUCGACUUAAUCAGAGUUAUCUCGUUGAACGUGCCCAGAAGGAAUUCGGUGUAUCAUACAUGUCUGACUCCAUGAUUAAUGGUCGGAUUAAGGAAGCUACUGGUAUUGCAGAGUUCGUCGCUUCUACCUUUGUUUGCGGAAGUAGAGAGCGACGAUGUAGACCUCGACAAAUAGACAAAUAUCGAGACAUCGGCGUGGAUUACAUACUAUAUAUGGCUGCCGUGAACAACAUUGAGAUCUUGAAGGGAUGA
This is a messenger RNA of Postia placenta MAD-698-R-SB12, 828 nucleotides long. RefSeq lists its product as hypothetical. The transcript is spliced from 3 exons. Bases 1 to 828 code for a protein of 275 amino acids. NCBI's taxonomy places the organism in Eukaryota, Fungi, Basidiomycota, Agaricomycetes, Polyporales, Adustoporiaceae. The record is from RefSeq and is a predicted model, not a curated record.